UGAGGUUUGUUUUAUGUUAUGUUAAUUCGGAGUUCCUAAGGAGUGGUUUUUAAAAUCUGAAGAGUUUUUAUAUAGAAAUUUUACCUGUAGUGUGUGUAUUGAUUUCUUGGUGUUGAGUUCCACUGUGAAUUCUUUCAUUAUGCCUGGUGUCUUUAUUUUCUAGUCGCCUUGAAUUUAUUUGUAGGUAUUCACAGCAGAGUAUGGAUUGAUUUGUAAGAUAUCUGAGUACAAAAAACCGUACAUCAGCUUCAUAGACGGCAUAACUAUGGGUAUGGGUAUUGGCUUAUCAGGCCAUGGCCAUUACCGCGUUGUGACAGAGGUGCUGUUAUAAUUUGUUAAGUCUUUACUGAUUCUUCUGAAGUCAUUAUUGCAAAUUACAUUAUUAUAGCUAUGCCACAAAAUAGUAUUGGCUUGUUUCCUGAUGUAGGGUUUUCGUACAUAGCUGCAAACAGUCCAGGAGAUGUAUCAGUGGGGACACACUAUGUGCCAUCAAGUAACCUUUGUUCGCUAAAGGAGUCUUUGUUGGCAUCCACUCUUUCAGGGGAUCCUUACCAGGAUGUUGCAGCUACACUGUCAAAUUACAGCACCAAGCCACAUUCAGAGCCACAACUGAAGCUCCUUUUGACCUAUAUUGCUUCUGCCUUUAACGCGAACAAGUCAGUAAGUGAGAUAUUUGAGGAAUUGAAAAGCCAUCAGCAGAGUUCUGACGAAAUAGAGUACAGAAUUGCUAUUAGAGCUUCACUAAGAAAAGAUGUCGAUGAAGGUGUUCGUGCUCUUUUGGUCGACAAGGAUCAGAAUCCAAAGUGGACGCCGUCUAGUGUCAAGGAAGUUGACAUGCAGGAAGUUGAGGCUAUUUUUGAGCCAUUUGAGCCUAACAUUCCAGAAUUGAGGUAUAAGAGCUCUAAGGGGAUUUCUCUUUCAGCCAAAAUUUGAGCCAAAAAUGUAUCCAAAUAUCCAGUAAUAUUAGCACUGCAAAUGGAAUUGCAAAUAUCUAGUAAAAUUUUAAUCAACUUGAUCAUUACAAUAUUUGUCUACAUUAUUUUAAUGUCUAUAUCACAUUAUCACAUACUAGUGAUACGACACGACAAAAUCACAAGAGCUCAUAAAAAAAAAAAAAAAAAGAGUAUUGGUAGUUAGGAGUUUGGAUACUUGGUUGUCAAAGAUUUUGGGCUUCACUCUAUGGGGCCCAUGGCACGUUGCACUUUGCCUCAAUGGGCAAAUCUAAGGGAUAAAGGAUAGUAAUAGUUACUUAUAUUGUAAUUCUGUGAUCAAUUUUACCUAUUAAUCCUUUUGUAUUUCUUGGUGUUUUAUGCUUAUAUAUUAACUUCAAUCUAUUGGUAGGUAUU
Molecule: messenger RNA, 1346 nt
Organism: Chenopodium quinoa (quinoa)
Lineage: Eukaryota; Viridiplantae; Streptophyta; Magnoliopsida; Caryophyllales; Amaranthaceae
Product: 3-hydroxyisobutyryl-CoA hydrolase-like protein 3, mitochondrial
Exons: 5
Coding region: 391-933 (180 amino acids)
Biological process (GO): L-valine catabolic process
Cellular component (GO): cytosol
Molecular function (GO): 3-hydroxyisobutyryl-CoA hydrolase activity
Source: RefSeq, a predicted model, not a curated record